AUGAGAAAUGCCGACGGCGAGAAGGUCGGUCCACCAGUGGAAGAAGACGGCAACUACCAUCUCUCCGGAGACGAGGACGACCACCACAGUGCAGAUGGCAGCGAACCCGACAUCGCAUUGGCGGGCAUUGACUUGAAACCUGACUCGGAGGGAUGGGACGAUGUGGAAGAUGACACCGAAGACAUCAGGGUCAAGUGUCUCUUCUGUGAGGCACAGUUUGGCGGCGCCCAGGCCAUGAAUGAGCAUUGUGCAAGUGUUCAUGAUUUUGAUCUGGCAAAGGUGCAGGCACAGCACGAUUUGGACUUUUACUCAUCCAUGAAGCUGGUCAACUACCUGCGAGCUGAAGUCAAAUCGGGAAACGCCAGGCCAGAGGUCAGCAAUGCAGAAGCGUGGGCGGACGACAAGUACUUGCAGCCGACUCUGGAAGAUGACGCCCUGCUUUUCAAUCUGGAUGACAUUGACGAGCGCCCUGUCCCUGAUGAAGAUGCUACAAAGGCGGGAGCUGGCCAGUCCAUCGAUGCUAUAAUCCACAAGUAG
Molecule: messenger RNA, 537 nt
Organism: Sphaerulina musiva SO2202
Lineage: Eukaryota; Fungi; Ascomycota; Dothideomycetes; Mycosphaerellales; Mycosphaerellaceae
Exons: 2
Coding region: 1-537 (178 amino acids)
Source: RefSeq, a predicted model, not a curated record